UUGACCCUCGGCCCCACCGCCUCUCGCCCCCGAUGCCCACCUUGCCGUCCAGCCCGUCGCUGGUGUGGGGUGCUUGGAAACGCGACCCCCUUCUGCCCUUGCCGGCCCAAGGGUCGAUGUUUCCGGCGGCACCUGGGUCCGGUCAUCAGCCCUCUCUUCCGGGCCCGGAACUAUUAUACCAGAGCCCAAGUUUCCCAGCCGGCAGGUCGCAAGAGUUACCUCCGCACCAGAAAGGAAGAGGAGACCGGAACCGAACUCUUUUCCUGCCGAGAUGUCUAUUGGCGUGCCGAUUAAAGUCCUGCAUGAGGCUGAGGGUCACAUCGUGACAUGUGAGACGAACACUGGUGAGGUGUAUCGAGGGAAGCUCAUCGAAGCGGAGGACAACAUGAACUGCCAGAUGUCCAACAUCACAGUCACAUACAGAGAUGGCCGAGUGGCACAGCUGGAGCAGGUGUACAUCCGUGGCAGCAAGAUCCGCUUUCUGAUUUUGCCUGACAUGCUGAAAAACGCACCCAUGUUAAAGAGCAUGAAAAAUAAAAACCAAGGCUCGGGGGCCGGUCGGGGAAAGGCUGCUAUUCUGAAGGCCCAAGUGGCCGCAAGAGGGAGAGGACGUGGAAUGGGACGUGGCAACAUCUUCCAGAAACGAAGAUAAAUUUAUCUUGGACAGAACUUUGCCCUUAUUUUUUUCUUUUAGGUUAUCUGGGUCAGGGGUGCGUGCGUAUGUAUAUGUCCUAGGUUAUCUUUUGACAUCUUUUUCUUUAGAUCUGGGUAAAUGUUAAACUAAAUAAUUGUGGUGGGUUUUUCUCUUUUUGAGAAUAUAAGGACUGUGUGUUCA
Molecule: messenger RNA, 835 nt
Organism: Lagenorhynchus albirostris (white-beaked dolphin)
Lineage: Eukaryota; Metazoa; Chordata; Mammalia; Artiodactyla; Delphinidae
Gene: SNRPD3
Product: small nuclear ribonucleoprotein D3 polypeptide
Exons: 5
Coding region: 272-652 (126 amino acids)
Biological process (GO): RNA processing; spliceosomal snRNP assembly
Cellular component (GO): U12-type spliceosomal complex; spliceosomal tri-snRNP complex; commitment complex
Molecular function (GO): RNA binding
Source: RefSeq, a predicted model, not a curated record